Messenger RNA from Hemicordylus capensis (graceful crag lizard), 2182 nucleotides. RefSeq names its product protein O-fucosyltransferase 2 (gene POFUT2). The transcript is spliced from 9 exons. Gene Ontology annotation, molecular function: peptide-O-fucosyltransferase activity. Lineage: Eukaryota; Metazoa; Chordata; Lepidosauria; Squamata; Cordylidae. The record is from RefSeq and is a predicted model, not a curated record. Gene Ontology annotation, biological process: protein O-linked glycosylation via fucose. The coding region runs from base 248 to 1612 and encodes 454 amino acids.
CCACCCACCCAGGGUCCCCGGAUGCGGUGGGGCGACCACUCCUCUGCCCCCAGGCGCCCCGCCGGGACUACAUCUCCCACCAGCCUCAGCGUCCUGCCUUGGUGGCUGGGGGUGACGGGAGUUGUAGUCUCUGGGGUGACCCCUCUCGGCCUCGCCUACCUCGCAGGGCUGUUAUGUGAGGAUCCGCCCUGGCCCUGCCCCUCCAGCAAGCGCCGCCCCACGGAGGAGGAGGAGGAGGAGGCCAGACAUGGCGCCGCCAGGGUCAGGGGGCUGCCGGGGGCCGCCGCUGGACCCGGACCCGGCCCGCCAGCCGCCCCUUCUCCUCCUCCUCCCGCUGCUGCUGCUGCUGGGCCUGGCCGCUGCCCAGCCGCCCCCCGAGGCCUUCCGGGCGGGCCACGGCGCUGCUGCUGCUGCUGCCGCCUCCUGGCCUCCCUCGGCCGCGGCUCCCCGACGGUAUCUUUUGUAUGAUGUAAACCCACCUGAAGGCUUCAAUCUCCGUAGAGAUGUCUAUAUACGUAUUGCUUCUCUUAUAAAGACUUUGUUGAAACAUGAAGCUUGGGUAUUGGUUUUGCCUCCCUGGGGACAUCUGUAUCACUGGCACAGUCCGGAUAUUGAUCAGGUCCGAAUUCCUUGGUUCGAAUUUUUUGACAUUCCAAGCCUCAAUAAAAACAUACCUGUGAUUGAGUACGAACAGUUCCUUGCAGAGUCAGGAGGACCCUUUAUAGACCAGGUGUAUGUCCUGCAAAAUUACGCCGAAGGCUGGAAAGAGGGCACGUGGGAGGAGAAGACGGAUGAACGGCCUUGCAUUGACCAGCUCAUGUAUUCCAAAGAUGGACAGGAAUACUACAGGGGAUGGUUCUGGGGUUAUGGGGAAACCCGGGGCCUCAAGCUGGCUUGUAUAUCUGUCCAAGGCUCUGCCUCAGUCAUAGCUCCUCUUCUACUGAACAACACUUCAGCUCGGUCAGUGAUGUUAGACAGAGCCGAAAACCUUCUUCACGAUCACUAUGGUGGCAAAGACUAUUGGAACACUCGUCGAAGUAUGGUGUUUGCUAAACACCUCCGUGUUGUCGGGGACAUGUUUAGAACCAAACAUUUAAACUCUACUGACGAGAGGGAUGUGACACAUUAUGCCGAGGACUGGACGAAGAUGAAGGUCAAGCUGGGCACGGCCCUCGGCGGCCCGUACCUUGGAGUCCACCUCCGACGGAAAGACUUCAUCUGGGGCCACAGAAGCGACGUGCCUAGCCUCCAGGGAGCCGUCCAGAAAAUCCGCAGCCUCUUGAAGCUGCAGAAACUGGAGAGAGUUUUUGUAGCGACCGAUGCUGUUGCAGAAGAAAUUGAAUUGUUGAAGAAACUGCUUCCAGAAAUGGUGAGGUUCGAGCCGACUUGGGAAGAGGUGGAGCUCUUCAGAGAUGGUGGAAUAGCCAUUAUCGAUCAGUGGAUCUGUGCACAUGCCAGAUAUUUUAUAGGUACCUCUGUCUCGACAUUCUCCUUCCGCAUUCAUGAGGAGAGGGAGGUUCUAGGCUUCGAUCCCCGAACAACCUACAACAGAUUUUGUGGCGAUGAAGAGACAGCCUGUGAGCAGCCGACUCACUGGAAAAUUGCAUAUUAAACUAUAGAAGUCCAUGGAACCAUAGCCUUUGUGGGCUCACCAAAGCGAUGCAACAGUCACUUUUUUGUACAUAAAUGCCGUAUUUUGGCACAUGAUCCCUUUCCCAUGGCAACAGCCAGGACCUGCCUAGAGCCUGCACUUCAGAAGGAUCCCUGUAAAAAGGAAAUUUGAAAGCCUGCACCCAGUGGCUCUCCAUGGGGAAGAGCAACAGAAGGCAGCAGGGAGAGAAAUGUAUGUUUAUGUCUAGCUAGAUAGCCCACAUCCUUUUAAGUUCCCACCCCACUCCACCUGUUUGUAAAAAACAGUAUUACCCACGGGUUUCUGGUGGUGUGAAAAUAUGGUCGUUUUAAUGUUGGUUUCUUUCCCACUUCUGGGUAGUCAGCACAAAUGACUAGAACCAGUUUAUUUUCGGAACAAGCAUCCUCAAUCAGCACAGUAUUAUUCUUCUCUGGCAAAACUCUAAAACGUCUCCUGCAUUUUCAUUUGACCAGGCAAUGUGUUCUAACGCUGCUGAAAUGUUUUCAAAAUGCAAUUCGGGAGGGAAAUGAUUAAAAUGUUCUAUAUAAAGCA